GCCGCGCCCUGCCUGGCCGAGGAGGCGCUGCGCACCGACGUGCUCUGCAACGUGCCCACCUACAAGGGCAAGGUACGUGCCUUUCAUCAUGCUUUCAGCACCAAUGACUGCUCCAGGAACGUCUACAUCAAGAAGAAUGGGUUUACUUUGCACCGGAACCCCAUUGCUCAGAGCACCGAUGGGGCAAGGACCAAGAUUGGCUUCAGUGAAGGUCGUCACGCAUGGGAGGUCUGGUGGGAAGGCCCUCUUGGAACGGUAGCUGUAAUUGGAAUUGCCACAAAACGGGCUCCCAUGCAAUGUCAGGGUUACGUGGCGCUGCUGGGCAGUGACGACCAGAGCUGGGGUUGGAACCUGGUGGACAAUAACUUGCUACAUAAUGGAGAGGUAAAUGGCAGCUUCCCACAGUGCAAUAAUGCACCAAAGUACCAGAUAGGUGAGAGGAUUCGAGUCAUCUUAGACAUGGAAGACAAGACAUUAGCCUUUGAGCGCGGCUAUGAGUUCCUGGGAGUUGCAUUCAGAGGAUUGCCAAAGGUUUGCCUGUAUCCAGCAGUGUCAGCUGUGUAUGGCAAUACAGAGGUGACUUUGGUCUACUUAGGAAAGCCUCUAGAUGGAUGACAUUGAUUGGCUCUUUGGGACAUCUGGAUGUGGAUGAUUUGGAGGAGGAAUCUGCAUGUUGGUUAGAGGGAAACUCAAAUUUGAAUUAACGCAUGGAUGCAUAUCCAAGAAACAUCUAGGAAAAUAGUGGAUUGCUGCGGAGGACCAGCCAUACUGCAGGGAUUGUUACAUUUCCUCUUUCUACCAGGCCAGAAAAAUCCUCAGGGUUACAGUUGGUUGAGUGGGCAGUUGACACAUUCAUGUUGCAACAGGUUUCAUUGCUGAGAUGGUAGUGUGUGAUCUCAAAUACUUAAGGAAGAAUUUGAUAGAAGUGGUUGAGGAAAUUAACCUGAGAUUUGUAAGUAGCGUGUUUUGUGAAAGACUCCCAUUUUUAAAACUGCUCGUUUGUUCCUUCCUUCCCUCCUUUGGGCCAGUGUGGGUACCAGAGGAGAAUUAAACUGGUUGGGUUUUAGUUAAAAUUUUUAACGUGCUGAGAAGCAUCGUCUGUCUGGACUACUUCUUUAGUAUAUAAUGAGAUAUAAAAUGUGUGCAGCUAUUUUUAAGUGUAUUUUAAAGGUUGUAUAUACAGAACAUGUAAAAAAAAAAACAACAAAAAAACAAAAAAAAAACCCUGCUAAAAACAAAAAAAUGGGUUUGCUUUGUUCUAACUGGGAUAUCAUUAAAGGAAAAACCACUACAUGACAUCAGAAGAAUCUCUGACGGGUGGAAGACCUACACGCAAAAGUGUGUGUGUGUGUGUGUGUGUAUGUAUGUGUAUGUAUAUAUAUAUAGAUAUAUCUAUAGAUAUAUCUAUAUAAUUUUUUUUUAUUUAUUUUUUUUUUUUGUGUGUUGUAAAGCAUCUAGGAAUGCUCUUGUGGAGUAAGGUGCUACGUUAGUUCAUUUGUAUGUGGCUAAAAGUUUACAUGGCUUCAGCAGUCUUUAUUCUAUCUAUAAAAACAAAAAAAAACUCCCCAUGAAUUUUGUUUUGCCACAAAUACUGAUUCCUUUGAAAAAGGGACGGCAAACCUGUUUGUUGUACUAUUUCUCUUGACAUAUAAAAAAUUAUCUUUAAGAGGUCUUACAUUUCCUACUGGACAUAAAAUGAGGCUUUCAGAGUAGUCUGAAAAAUAAUGUUGAACUUCUUGGGGCUAGAUUUUUAUUUUCUAUUUAAGGUGGUUAUUUAAGAGUUUAAUUCUUUAUUUUACUUUAUUUAAUUUGGUUUGAAAAGAAAACAACUCUAAAUAUUGAAGUCUGGGUUCUCCUUAUCUGCAGUCAAGACUAAAGUCUCACCUUUCUCUGGCAGUGAAACUAACUUGUCAGCAUUACAGUAUCCUUUGUGGAAGCUGAGAAGGCUGUGAAGCCAAUCAAUUGUGUGCUAAAGAAGUACUUGCAGGUGAUAUAGCAACUGCUUUCCCAAGAGGCUGAAAGCUCUGCAGAGAUCUAGGAAUCAGAACUCGUGGUAGAGGUGAUACCUUUCAUUAGACCAACUAGAUUUUUGCCAAAGAAGUCUUUACUUGCAACUAGAGAAAAUCCUUUAAUCGCAAUUAAAUAAUUUUUUUUUUUUUUUUUUUUUUUUUGAAAAAUCUAGUUGGUAUAAUAAAAGAUAUCGCCUCUACUACAAGUUCUGAUUCCUUUUGCCUCUAGACUGAUAUGGCUACAGCCUGGAUAUCUGCAGAGAUCUAAAAACUUUCCAACCUUAGAGUAGAAGAAGGCAGGAUUAGCCCCAAACCUUGGUUUCCCCUGUGGUCAUCUAUAUAUCUUGACCUCAAAGUCCUGAGGCUUGCCCUUGGUACUUAUCUCUUGUUUCCCUAGACCUAUUUGAACUUGCUCAGGAUUAUUGACAGAAUGCUUUGUAGUGAGGAAGAAGGAAACAUUUAUACAGCCUCUUUGUUUAUCUCUGCUAGAAAAUUUAAAUCAUGAUCAUCUUAGAGACACCUUUGUAUGGGCAAGAGAAACAUUUUUCUGAAGUUAUUGCUAAGAUUUUUUUUGUUUGUUUUUAACCUCAGAGGAAGCCAGGGAAGAUGGUACCUGUGGCUGACUAGGAUGUUUGGCGUGCUACUGAAGAAAUGUUUGGAAUGCUUUUUACAUAAUAAGUAACAGGGCUCUGCCUUGGAUCCAAGUAUGUACAUUGUUGCCACUUGAAGGAUUUUAAAGUAUUUAUUUGUUUUGAGUGUUGUUUGUUACUUAAAGGGAAUAUCUGUUGCAGUCAGUUUUUCUUGUCUGUUUGUUAGAAAACAAAAUCCACAUUAAGAAAAGUUUGAAACGUGGUACUGAAAACAACUGAAUUAAGUAAGGGUAGUAACUUGCAGAGAAAUCUGUUACAUUGACUGUCUAUACAGGCCUGUAAAGUAUCUCUCUAUAUCGUAGAAGCUUAUGAUGUAAAAUUAAACAAAAAAAUAAGGCUGUCCCAAAAUAAAAGAACAGUUUGUUAGAUGAA
Molecule: messenger RNA, 3031 nt
Organism: Alligator sinensis (Chinese alligator)
Lineage: Eukaryota; Metazoa; Chordata; Crocodylia; Alligatoridae
Gene: FBXO45
Product: F-box protein 45
Exons: 3
Biological process (GO): synapse assembly involved in innervation; proteasome-mediated ubiquitin-dependent protein catabolic process
Cellular component (GO): SCF ubiquitin ligase complex; synapse
Molecular function (GO): protein binding
Source: RefSeq, a predicted model, not a curated record